AAACAAUCCAGCACAAGGGCGCCAUUCUUUCUUUUUUUUCUCGUUUUCUGGUUUGGCCGUUUACUUGUUUCUUUUCCAAUGCAGCAAACGGAGUGAAAAAUAUCAUAAAUACACCUUUUCUUGUCCAGAAAUGCAAAACAUCGCACAUAAGCCGGGAGAUUCUGCCCAAGGUUCACUCACGUCGCCACUCCCGACUAAUGCAAAACCCCAUGUCUCGUCUUUAGGAUCGUGGUCUCAUUUGAUCGCUGGCGCCACAGGUGGAAUGGUCACAGCGAUUCUCACAAGCCCACUCGAUGUCCUACGAACUAGGUUGCAAACAGACUAUUAUCGAACCCAGGGAGCUCAAAUUCGCCCGGUUCCCGCACAGCCCCAUCUGCGCCCAUCAUUUUAUCGCACCUCCAUUCUUCAUUUCCGCGACACAUUCGACAUUCUCUUCUCCAUUCAUCGCGUAGAAGGAUGGCGAGGUCUUUUCAAGGGCCUCGGACCCAGUCUGACUGGUGUUGUUCCGGCCAGCGCGGUGAAAUUCUACACCUACGGAAACUGCAAACGGAUUCUACCGGAGAUCAUAGGAUGUGAGAAGGACUCAUCCCUCGUACAUGCUAUGUCUGCUGCAUGUGCUGGAAUCGCCACCGGUUCGGCCACGAAUCCCAUCUGGGUGGUCAAGACGCGACUCCAGCUCGAUAAGGCUGGGGCCCGGCGAUACAAGAACAGCCUGGACUGCGCCAGACAGGUCAUACAGCAGGAGGGACCGAAAGGUCUUUAUCGGGGUCUCUCUGCGAGUUUCCUCGGUACGAUUGAGACGACACUGCACCUUGCGAUGUAUGAGAAGUUUAAGGGAAUGAUCUCAAAGAGAAUUGACCUGGAUGAUAAAAGCGGUGAUACGAGUGGGUUUGUUCAGGGCCUUGCUAUGAGUGGAGCUUCGGGUUUGUCGAAGUUCAUCGCGUGUUUGAUUGCAUACCCUCAUGAGGUCAUCAGAACAAGGUUACGACAGGCUCCCAUGGCGGACGGUCGCCAGAAGUAUACCGGGAUCGUCCAGUGUGCGCGGUUGAUGCUGAAAGAGGAGGGCGCGGCGGCAUUGUAUGGCGGUUUGACGGCGCAUCUUCUUCGGACCGUUCCUUCUGCUGCUCUCACAAUUGGUACCUAUGAGCUGGUCCUCAAGGUCCUGGAGCGUCGGUAGGCUCGUGUUUGAUUGAGGUCCAGGCCUCCAAGUUUCCCGUCUCAUGUAUUAUAGAUGUAUGAUAGACCAGGUGCAACGAUACCUUGUAAUAUAAUAACGACACUAGAUAUAAAAAGCCCAAUAUCAGAG
Messenger RNA from Aspergillus alliaceus, 1306 nucleotides. Its product is annotated as mitochondrial carrier domain-containing protein. Gene Ontology annotation, cellular component: mitochondrion. The coding region runs from base 131 to 1177 and encodes 348 amino acids. The transcript has 4 exons. Gene Ontology annotation, molecular function: pyrimidine nucleotide transmembrane transporter activity. Lineage: Eukaryota; Fungi; Ascomycota; Eurotiomycetes; Eurotiales; Aspergillaceae. The record is from RefSeq and is a predicted model, not a curated record. Gene Ontology annotation, biological process: pyrimidine nucleotide import into mitochondrion.